Molecule: messenger RNA, 593 nt
Organism: Vigna umbellata (rice bean)
Lineage: Eukaryota; Viridiplantae; Streptophyta; Magnoliopsida; Fabales; Fabaceae
Source: RefSeq, a predicted model, not a curated record
CUUCUUGAAAGUCUAUGGGAUUGCGUGGUUUUAUUUAUUGAUUGUAAUUGAAAUUUGUCUGACAGUGAGCGAGUAUGGUGAGGGUUAGUGUGUUGAACAGAACUCUGAAGAGCAUGUACAAUGCUGAGAAAAGAGGAAAGCUCCAAGUCAUGAUUAGGCCAUCGUCCAAGGUCAUUAUCAAAUUUCUUUUGGUGAUGCAAAAGCACGGUUACAUUGGAGAGUUUGAGUAUGUUGAUGACCAUAGGACUGGUAAAAUCGUGGUUGAAUUGAAUGGUAGACUGAACAACUGUGGGGUUAUUAGCCCCCGUUUUGAUGUGAGUGUCAAAGAUAUAGAACCUUGUACUGCUAGGCUUCUCCCCUCAAGGCAAUUUGGUUAUAUUGUAUUGACUACCUUUGUUGGCAUCAUGGAUCAUGAAGAGGCUAGGAGAAAUAAUGUUGGUGUUAAGGUCCUAGGUUUCUUCUACUACGUUAUUUUCAAUUGAGGAUGGCAGUGGUUUCAAUUUUGAGAUUCACUAGUUGUAAUGGAGGAUAUGGUAAUCCCUUAGAAAUAUCAAGCAUAGCAGGAGUUGUUUUGUUAUGUUCUUUAUUUUGGU